Molecule: messenger RNA, 5268 nt
Organism: Verticillium nonalfalfae
Lineage: Eukaryota; Fungi; Ascomycota; Sordariomycetes; Glomerellales; Plectosphaerellaceae
Gene: ATG2
Product: autophagy- protein 2
Exons: 4
Coding region: 1-5268 (1755 amino acids)
Biological process (GO): autophagosome assembly; autophagy of mitochondrion; piecemeal microautophagy of the nucleus
Cellular component (GO): extrinsic component of membrane; phagophore assembly site
Molecular function (GO): phosphatidylinositol-3-phosphate binding
Source: RefSeq, a predicted model, not a curated record
AUGGCGUCUUUCUUCCAGAGCUUCAGGAGCUCGACCAUGCCGAAGCGGCUGCUGCGGUAUGCCCUGUCGAAGCUCGAGCUUCUGGAAGAGGAGACGCUCGACAUCGAGAACUUGGAGUUCGCCCUAGGCCGGAACACUGUCUUCGAGUUCAAAGAUGUCGGCAUGAGACUCAAGAAACUCGAACGCCUGCUGAACCUCCCUCCCGCCUUCCAGCUCCAACGAGCCAAGGUUCUCAAGCUGACGGUGACCAUUCCUAUGGACUUCUAUACGAGCCCAAUAAGCAUCGAGAUCGACGGUGUCGACAUCCGUCUCAGUGUUGUUGGAGGCGACGAAGAUAAGAAUAAAGAGAGGGCGGCCAGGAAGACGCGCGGCGGCCCGGACGUUGUGCCAGAUACCCUUGAUCUCGCAGCUUCGUUUCUCGAGACGCAACCACUGGUAGAGAAGAGGAAGCUCGAGGAAGCUCUGGCAUCCGAGACCCAAGAUCUUGGAGCUUCGGUUGCCACGGCGGAUAACUUCGCAAGCGAGGAAGACGAGCCAGGCUUUGGCACCGGCCAAGCACUCUCGCUCCCAUUUUUCCUGGCAGAUUUCCUCCAAGGCAUCAUUGACCGCACCCAAAUCCAGAUUAGGGGCGUAAUCUUCCAGCUCGAUGUCGAAGUCCCUUCCGACGACAGCACAUCCGCUUCUGAUAUCGUGGCGUUUCAGAUCGCCCUCGAUCAGAUUGAUGUCGAGGGAGUGACGGCGGAGCUUAGCAAUAACCAGGACGAUCCUCUGAUCCAACCCAAGGAGGGUAAACGCCAUAUCGCCCUGUCCCGCAUACGAGCCUACCUCAUCUCGGAAGCCAAUGUGUUCUCGAGCUUCUCUCGGUCCCCAUCGAUGACAUCGCCUGCCAUUUCUCAAGCGCCAUCUUUCUCCGAGCGCGCCACGCCGUCACCACCCCCGCCAUCGCUUCAGGCGACCAAUCUGCGACACAGCAGUCACGUCGAUAAUUUGGCCGUUCACCCCAGCAUGCAUCAUAACGACGCGAUGGAAGACUCCGUCGAGCUGAACGAAAUUGACGAGGCUCUCUUACGUGACAGCGAGGAUGCGCUGCAAAUACCGUAUGACUUGGCAGAUGAGCCUGGACCAGAGGACGAGAAUACACACACACCACGAGCCUCGAUUUACGAAGAUUUCCCGGGAUCACACGCCGACAGUUAUAUUGCAUCGAAGCCUAGCGACAACGCUCAUGGCGUGGAAUGGGGUGAGUGGUCGUCGGAGCCGCCGCCAGACUUGCUCGAGGAAGCGCUGUCAAGUCCACUCCAGAGCUCUCCUCAUGUUCCAACCGACGCGCAACAAAGAAGUGACAGUCCAACAGGACUGGCUGCGGCUGAGCCCUCGGAAGACGAUGACCUGGCUAGGUCACAGCUCUUCACUCACGAGGAAGCUGAGAAUCUCGAGAAAUUUCGGCUGGGCUAUGCUACCGACGACAUCCUUUCGUUUGAUCAGAGCCUGCAGAUGCGUAUAUCUGUCAUGGAUAAAUUUCCUUCUCCGGGGGCGGAUGUCUCCUUGAAGCUCAUCCAGACGCUUGACUCGAUACGAACUGAAAUUACUACCCUUCCUUUGCUUGUACAGCUCGACUUGCGGAGGCUGGAUGAAACUUUCAGCUGGUUCGGAGGACUAAGCAGUUUCCUGCACAUGAGCUCUUCCAUGACAGCAAGUUCUUCGCCGUCCAGCAAAAGUCAGAUCCAGUCGCCAUCGAGGCCCAGAGGCGUUCAUUUCGACACCCCUAUCAACCCGGAUGACAAGUCUGCUUCCUCUCUAAACAAGAUUGACAUGAGAGUUGGCGGCUUCAAUCUUGAGCUCCGUGGCAAGGAAUGCAGUGUUGGCCUUGAGACGAGCGCUAUCAAGAUGGUCAGUAGGGCAUCCGGCAUGGGUUUCGCCAUCAGCAAAGCACGCCUCGCCGGCCCGUAUCUGAAAAACAGUUGGCGUGAUCCUCCGAUCAUGGUGACACUGGGAAGUCUUCGCUUCGACUACCAAAACUCGCCUACUGCCCAGGAUCUGGAGCGGCUGCUUGAGCUCAUCAUACCGUCAAAAGCCAAGUUCGACCAAGGAGAUAAUGAGAUCAUGGUCGAUACCCUGCUGAGACAGAGGCGAAAAGGCGCUGUUCUACGAAUUAACUUGGAGCAAUUCGACAUCAAAGUCAGCCAUUUAUUGCACCUUCAAUGCGUGCCUGGCUUGGGCGAGGAACUGGCACGCCUGGCAAUCGUUGCAAAAUACCUACCAGAAGAUGACAGGCCUGGUCUAUUGACAUUAGGAAAGAUCAUGGACGCCCGCGCGAGUUUCGACCUUGGUGGUCAGGUUGGUCUCGUUACGGCCAACCUGAAAGAAUUCGAAGCCGCACAGAUAACUAUCCCGUCGCUGAUAGCUUUCGGGAUUGGAUCAGUGUCGGUCAGGAGAAACGACGGCGAGGACCUCGUCAGUUCACCUAGUGCUGCUCAGCUAACAAGCCCUGUGCUCAUGGUGCGCAUGGUUGGCGAUGAAAUUGAACCGGUCAUCAAGGUUCAGGUGCGCGCUAUUACCAUCGACUAUCGGGUGCCAACCAUCAUGGAUGUCCUCGGUCUCGGUGCCGAUACUACUCCGCAAGACUUUGAGGCCAGUCUGGCAGCGUCUGUAGCCAACUUGGGUGAUCAAGCACAUCACGCUUUAACGAAAGACAACAAGCCGACAGCACCGCGUCGAUCGGGCGACCUGAGCAAGUCCAACAGCAAACCCAUGAAGGUGGACAUUAUGUCCAAGGAUUGUUUAAUCGGACUGAAUCCCUUGAAACAGCCCUCAAAGCUAUUCGUUGCCCUGACAGAUGCUCACCUGGAAGUCACUCUUCCCAAAGACGGCAAUACUCAAGCAACGCUCCAUCUCAACAAAGCAUCGCUUCUCCUCACCGACGAUGUUGCGAAGGCGGCCACUGUGGACGAGCGGAACACUGAACGCCUGCGUGGAGGCGAUGCUGCUUCGCAACAAGUCGCUGACCUGGCGGCGAGGGGCUAUGUAAACAUCUGUUUCAUCUCAGCGGCAAAGGUGCUUGUGAGAGUCAUCAACCCGGUUGAUGGGGAAAGACGCUUGGAUGUGGAGAUGCGUGAUGAUUUACUCGUUCUUGAGACAUGCGCUGACUCGACACAAACACUCAUAUCUCUUGCGAACGCGCUCACACCGCCGACGCCCCCAACGAAAGAGAACAAGUAUCGGACCAAAGUUGUUCCAGUACAAAACCUGCUGGCAUCUAUUGCACCCGAGGCAUUUGGCAGGGCCGAGGGCGCCUAUGACUUUGACGAAGACUUUCCAAUGGCACAGGGCCUCGGGAGUGACGAUGAGUACGACGUAACGACUGAGUCGGGUUCGUUGUCAGCUGCUUCGCACUUAUAUGAAGACGAACAUGUCAUGGAAGAGAUCUUUGACGCCGGAGGAUCGGCGAUCUCGAUCAAUUCUGCCGCCCAAGCGAGCCGUACAUCUGACUCGAACUUCAACAUCAGUUCGUCGGAUGUCUCUGACGGAAGUGGUGAUCUGGAUAUUGACGAGAACUACUUCACGCACCGACAAGAUCUCGACAGCAAAGCCCGAAUAUGGAACUCGAAACAAAACAGCUACGACCAGGCACCAGCUGAUCUUGUGAGACGAAGCCCACUUCGAGUCACAGUUCGCGACGUCCACGUCAUCUGGCACCUUUUCGACGGCUAUGACUGGGCUCGAACGCGAGAUGAGAUAACAAGGACAGUGGAAGAAGUCCAGACGAAGGCACUAGAACGGCGCAACGCAGGCCCUACGACCUAUGAAGAUGAAGAAGACGAUGACACAGCUGUCAUUGGAGACUAUCUCUUCAACUCCAUCUACAUUGGCAUUCCAGCCCAGUAUGAUCCUAGAGAUCUGGCGCAGAUGGUGAACGCAGACCUGAACGACAAUGCCACUUAUACCGAGACCGAGUCUGUGGCAACUACUGCAUUUACUGGUACAGGAGCUCGAGCCGGAGGGGCACCAAGGUCCAAGAAGAGAUUACGACUGGGCCGCAGCAAGCACCACAAAAUCUCGUUCGAACUUCAGGGCGUGAAUCUUGACCUCAUCGUAUUUCCUCCUGGUUCUGGAGAGACGCAAAGCUCGAUUGACGUCCGAGUUCAGACUCUGGAAGUCUACGACAUGGUUCCCACAUCGACUUGGAAGAAGUUUGCGACGUAUGACCAAGAUGCGGGCGAGAGGGAAAUGAACACAAGUAUGGUUCGCCUCGAGCUCUUGAAUGUCAAGCCGCAUCGAGACCUAGCUGCGUCCGAGAUGGUCCUCCGCGUCACCCUCCUGCCACUCCGCCUCCACGUUGACCAGGAUGCCCUUGACUUCAUCACGCGAUUCUUCGAAUUCAAAGACGACAAGAUACCUGUACACAGCUCCCCCAGCGACGUUCCCUUCCUACAAAGGGUUGAGAUUAUGGACAUCCCUGUCCAACUGGAUUUCAAGCCAAAACGAGUCGAUUACGGUGGACUCAAGUCGGGCCGGACUACAGAAUUCAUGAACUUUGUCAUUCUGGACCAGGCGCACAUGACUCUACGCCAUGCCAUCAUCUAUGGUGUGCAAGGAUUCGAUCGAAUGGGCAAGACUCUUAACGAUAUAUGGAUGCCUGAUGUCAAGAGAAAUCAACUGCCUGGCGUCCUCGCUGGUUUGGCACCUGUGCGCAGUCUGGUCAAUAUUGGCAGCGGUUUCAAAAACUUGGUUGAGAUUCCUAUCAAGGAAUACCAGAAGGACGGUCGAAUCUUCCGUAGCCUCCAAAUGGGCGCGACAGCUUUUGCACGCACCACCGGGACAGAGAUGGUCAAGCUCGGCGCAAAGCUGGCGAUCGGAACACAGACCGCUCUUCAAGGCGCCGAAGGGCUGCUUACCACCAGGCCGCCGACUGCCGAGGCAACGAACUGGGAUGGCGACGACCCAGCCGAUGCGGACGAUCAUCAGAAGCAGAUCAGUCUAUACGCAGACCAGCCUACCGGUGUGAUCCAAGGAUUGCGCGGCGGUUACCAGAGCUUGAUGCGUGAUUUGCACUCAACCCGCGAUGCUAUCAUUGCGGUGCCGGGUGAGGUCAUGGACAGCCAGAGUGCACAGGGGCUGGCUCGCGUGCUGUACAAACGAGCGCCCACAAUUGUGUUCAGGCCGGCCAUCGGCGCGAGCAAGGCGAUCGGCAAGACACUGAUAGGGGCAACGAACUCGCUUGAUCCGCAGAACCGACGACGCGCUGAAGAGAAAUACAAGAGGCAUUAG